CUUUCAUUUAUUUGCAACUUUAAUUCCGGUAAUUUUGUGUAUUAAAUAAAAAAUGUUAAAGAAAAAGCUAGAAGCCCUAGGACAUCCCACACCCAGUGAUGUGGCCAUGAGCAAUCGCAAGGAAUUCGCCAGUACCGUCCUGUGGCUGGAAGAUCAAAAGAUUCGUCUCUACACUAUUGAGGAUCGUGAAAGUCUGCGUAAUUUGGAUAAUAUAACAAUAUGGGAGGAGGGAUACAAAAAAUAUUGUAUUGAUCUAAAUAUGCCAAAGUUAGGCACCCAGCUGGAGCAAUUGACUUGGAUGCUAGGGCAUGCAAUACGUCUGGAAUUUCUUGACGAUCCUGCACAAUAUGAAUCGAUUAAUGCUCAUCAGGAAAAUACUUCCAAAGGCAAUAACGUGCAGAAUUCACAACAAAAAAUUCCAACUAUUCUCCAUGGCAUGAUCAAUGUUCAGGAUAAGGAGUUUAUUACUGGCGUGCGCAGCCUGGCGACAAAGCUAAAUAUUCCUUAUCAUCCCAAUCACCUGCUACAGCUUGAGGCCGCUGCUCGCAUAGUGCAUGAACGAAUGGCGGCUGCUGUUAAAAGUCGAAAAGCCAUAUCCGGUACACCUUUUCCUUUCGACAAGGGCAACGAUAUUGUAUCUGGUAACGAUCCAACGCUGGACUAUCCUAUGCGCAUAUUGCGUCUGCUGCAAAUACAAAGUCUGCGCCAGUUGCAAACAAGCAUCAAUGAAACAAUAGUGUCGGUUCAAAACCUGACUGCGAAUCCAAAGACUGACACCAAGCUGGGCAAAGUUGGUCGCUAAGUCACAACUUUAUAGAACAAACA
This is a messenger RNA of Drosophila busckii, 825 nucleotides long. Its product is annotated as RNA transcription, translation and transport factor protein. The record is from RefSeq and is a predicted model, not a curated record. NCBI's taxonomy places the organism in Eukaryota, Metazoa, Arthropoda, Insecta, Diptera, Drosophilidae. The transcript has 3 exons. Gene Ontology annotation, molecular function: RNA binding. Gene Ontology annotation, cellular component: tRNA-splicing ligase complex. The coding region runs from base 53 to 802 and encodes 249 amino acids. Gene Ontology annotation, biological process: tRNA splicing, via endonucleolytic cleavage and ligation.